Lactuca saligna is the source of this 759-nucleotide messenger RNA. The record is from the annotation of a GenBank genome assembly. Lineage: Eukaryota; Viridiplantae; Streptophyta; Magnoliopsida; Asterales; Asteraceae.
AUGCACAAAUGUACGCUAUAUCCUUUGUUCAUUUUGAUCAACAGAUUUAACCUUUUAUUUUGUAUCGAAUUCAAUGCCAAAUGCAGUCAAUACGUUGCUGGGGUUAGGAGAAAAGAUUGGAAGAAAUGUUGUGCCUUUGACCUGUCUAGUUACUCUCCAGAAUCUACUUUUCAAGCAGAAAGGGUGUUUGCUUCACUAAUUCUAGAGGACAAUGAUGCUUUGAUUAAUACUCCAGAAAAUACACAAGUUCCAAACUCUUUGAUAUAUUUUGAAGUCAGAAAUCCAGAGGGACAAGCUGCCGAGUCAGAAACCCAUACAGGUGAGGUUAUUGGUAAUGAUGCAACCAAUAUUAUCAAUGAUACACCUUUGGAGUCAGCUUCUGGCAAGGUAACUUAUGCCGACUGCCAGAUUGAAAAAGUCAUCUAUGGAGAUAUGGUGGCUGCAGAAAAUGAUAAGCCAGAAGAUGUGGUAGUUGUUGAUCAUUCACUAAAAGAUAUUGUAAUGGACGGAGCCUCAAAGUCAUCUUCUCGGAAACUGAAGGAUGAUGUUCAGUACCAAAAUGAGAACAGUGUAUGUGAAGACAUUAUAGAUGCUGGAAAUGACACACAUAUAGGUGUUGAUGUUGAUGGGGAUAAUACUAACAGUGAUGAAGAAAGGAACUUGGCAGGAGAGAAACCUCGGAAAUUCCGCCUGUUGUUGGACAUAUAUAAGCAGCUUCAAGCCUCCUGCUUCAGGGUCUAUCAUGGAUCCAUCUCAUGA